UAAAAUAUCAACCUGUCUCGAAUCGAAACAAAAAGAAAGCAUCGGCUGCUGGAAGUUGGGAAGAUUGCAAAUGAUCUUCCUUUCCCUGGGUGGAGAACACGGUGCUGGCGGAAGCUCUGUUUAACGUCAUCCCAGCCAUCCUUCCUUCUUCAAAGGCUGUGGAAUAACAUUCAGGAUCGCCACUGGAUGGCCAGUUCCUUGGAAAAUUAAAAUGGCUGCAACAGAGUUGUCUCAGGACCUCCUGACUUUUGAGGAUGUGGCCCUAUAUUUCACGGAGGGGCAGUGGGCUCUGCUGAAUUUGAAUCAAAGAGCUUUAUAUUGGGAAGUCAUGCAAGAGAAUUAUGAUAACAUGGCCUCCUUGGGGCUCCCCCUCAUCAAACCUGAUUUGAUUUCCUGGCUCGAGCAAGACCCAUGGCUUCGGGGUCAGAAAAUCUUGGAAUACAACACAGGGUUUCCUGAUGUGAUAAUAAAGUUGGAAAAAGAAGAGCCAUGGGGUCUUUCUCAGGAAGGGUCUGAGAUUUUCCCAGGUAUAAUCUCAGGAUUCCCGGACAGUGUAAUGAAGCAGGAGCAGGAAGAGGAGCCUUGGAGGAAGGAAUUGGUCCUGGGCUACCAAGGACCUGAGGAAGGCUCAGACAUGGCCGAUGGCCAGCCAGUGGCGGCGGCAGCAGUGGAGCAGCAGAGGCCGGGGAAGUGCGGAGAGAGUGGCCAGAGAACUUGCGAAGGCAAGACAGGGGCUGCAGGUUCCUUGGGGGACUGGACUGUUCGAGAAGCCUGGCCUGAGGUCAGUUGUGGACAGGAGGCUGCUGUUGUAGAUCUGGGGUCAAGGUAUGGCUCCCAAUCUCUACUGGACAGGCGAGAGGAAGGUAGGGGACUCUAAGGGGUACCAAGGUGGCA
Messenger RNA from Varanus komodoensis (Komodo dragon), 894 nucleotides. Its product is annotated as zinc finger protein 780A-like. Gene Ontology annotation, biological process: regulation of DNA-templated transcription. The transcript is spliced from 8 exons. The record is from RefSeq and is a predicted model, not a curated record. Lineage: Eukaryota; Metazoa; Chordata; Lepidosauria; Squamata; Varanidae. Bases 212 to 877 code for a protein of 221 amino acids.